Molecule: messenger RNA, 1781 nt
Organism: Babjeviella inositovora NRRL Y-12698
Lineage: Eukaryota; Fungi; Ascomycota; Pichiomycetes; Serinales
Product: Ran guanyl-nucleotide exchange factor
Exons: 1
Coding region: 99-1526 (475 amino acids)
Cellular component (GO): cytoplasm
Molecular function (GO): guanyl-nucleotide exchange factor activity
Source: RefSeq, a predicted model, not a curated record
AAACUUUCCGGAUCAGGCGCAGCGCCGAUCUCAGCAAGCCAAUAUCAAAACAUCACAUUCCCUUUUCCUUCUCUUCCAAACCUUUUCUCUUUAUUAAAAUGGUUGCGCUUAACAGAAAAAAGAGAGCUGCCUCUGAGGAAAAGAGUGCUGUGCCGAAGGCGAAGCGCGCCAGAUCCAAGAACGCGUCGGUGCUGAGAUUGACCCAUCUCCCCGAGAUCAAUCCGCUCGCGGUGGCCAAGACGGAGAUCCUCGACGUUUUUGUGUUUGGCACCGGUUCAAUGUGCGAGCUUGGCUUAGGUCCUGAAGCCAAGACAAAGGAGGUCAAGAGACCGCGCUUGAACCCGUUUUUGGGCAAGGAUUCCGUCGGGAUUGUAGACAUUGCUGUCGGUGGGAUGCACACCUUGGCCUUAGACAAAAACGGGAAUAUCUGGUCGUGGGGUGGUAACGAUUCUGGCGUUUUGGGGCGCGACACGACACUCUCCCAGGAACAACUCCGUGACAUGGACGAUGACAGCGACGACGAAGAUGGGGAUCUCAACGCGGUUGAAUCCACCCCAGCAAAGGUGGAGGGGCUUCCCGAAGACGUUACCGUGGUCCAGAUCGCCGCUACCGAUAACUUAUCGGCUUGUUUGACCUCCGCUGGUGAUGUCUACACGUGGGGGACCUUCCGCUGCAAUGAGGGUGAGCUCGGGUACUCCCAGGGUAUCAAAGUCCAGCUCACGCCAGCCAGAAUGGAGACGCUCAGCAGCAUUGUGCAGUUGGCUCCUGGUAAAGACCACAUCAUGGCGUUAGACACCCGCGGGCUCGUCUAUGCGUGGGGUAACGGCCAGCAGCACCAAUUGGGCAGACGUGUGCUCGAUAGAUUCAAGACGGGAGCCUUGGAGCCUCGCGAGUUUGGCUUGAGAAAUAUCAUGUUCAUCGGUUCCGGCGAGUUUCACUCGUUUGCAAUCACUCAUACCAACAAGGUCAUGGCGUGGGGGCUUAACCAAUACGGUCAAUGCGGGAUUCCGAUCGACCUCAAGGACGAGUCGGUCGUCACCAAGCCGACCGUGGUGGUUGAUUUGUUGGACAAGGAAAUUGUAAACAUCACAGGUGGGGAGCACCACUCCAUCGCGUUGGCUAAGGAUGGCUCUGUCUAUACGUUUGGCAGAUAUGACAUGAAGGAGGUUGGUAUUGCCAAGAGCGACUUGCCAGAAGGCACGUUCAGGGAUGAGAAGGGGAAUGCCAGAUCCGUGCCAAUUCCAACCAAGUUGGUGCUUCCAAAAUGUAAGGCCGUUGCCGCCGGGUCUCACCACACCUUAGCCGUGACCGAGGAUGGUCUGGUAUUCACGUGGGGUUUCGCCGACACCUAUGCUGUUGGUUUGGGGAACACCGAGGAAGAUGUCGAGGUUCCUACGAGAAUUAACAACACCGCAACAAAGUUCUAUGAUAUCAAGGUUAUUGGUGGUGGUGGGCAGUUUUCCGUAAGUGGGGGGGUCAAGAUGGACGAGGAUGAGGCAGAGGAUAGAAAUGAAAAGUACGAUUAGACGGGACUAAGCCCGAGGAACUUGAGACUAGGGCCCAAUAUAUGAAAUUAAACGCGGGGAAGAUUAUUUGUCCUAGGAGCUAGUACAUUUCUGAAAGUUCUAGCAAAAGAUUAAUAAAUGUGCCAAUGAAUGUUAAUUGCUGCAAUGUGGAAUAAACGCCUGAAAUAGGAGAUAGGACUAAAGUUUACAGAUGGAGCAAUCUCCCCAAAAGACCAAUAGCGAAUUUUCUAAAAACUUCACUAAAUAUACACACGG